Molecule: messenger RNA, 774 nt
Organism: Notothenia coriiceps (black rockcod)
Lineage: Eukaryota; Metazoa; Chordata; Actinopteri; Perciformes; Nototheniidae
Product: cell wall protein DAN4-like
Exons: 3
Coding region: 1-774 (257 amino acids)
Source: RefSeq, a predicted model, not a curated record
AUGAAAACAAUUUCAGCAUCCACAGCCUCAGAAACAACACCACCAAGCACAUCAAACAGCAAUACUAGCCCUACACUAGCAGACAUUGUAAUAACUUUAGCAUCCACAGUCUCUACUCCAACGCCCAGUACUACAGGCAGCCCAGCAGCAUCUACACUGGUAGAAGAAAGUACAAUUUCAGAAUCCAGUGUUUCUAAUACUAAAACAUCCAGCACAACAGUCAGAACUGCAGCAUCUACACUGUUUGAAGUGAGUACAACUUCAGCAGUCACCGUUGUAAAUACUUCAGAAACCAGCCAAUCAAUUAGCAUUACUUCUUCACCAGCAAAUAUAAAAACAACUUCAGCAUCCACAGCCUCAGAUAGAACAGCACUAAGCACAUCAAACACCUCAGAUAGAACAGCACUAAGCACAUCAAACAGUAAUACUAGCCCUACACAAGCAGAAAUUGUAACAUCUUUAGCAUCCACAGUCUCUGAUACUAUGACACCCAGUACAAAAGGCACCACAGCAGCAUCUAGACUGGUAGAAGAGAGUACAAUUUCCACAUCCACAGUCACUGAUACCUCAGAAACCAGCCAAUCAAAUAGCCUUACAUCUUUACCAGUAAAUAUAAAACCAAUUUCAGCAUCCACAGCCUCAGAUAGAACAGCACCAAAGACAACAAACAGCAAUACUACCCCUACAUUAGCAGACAACUUCAUCCAGCAGAACUGUGAGGGCUGCACUUCGACUAUCGAACGCAUCAAAUUCAACAGAGACUCUCAGAACUAA